AUGCCAAUGCGUGAAGAUUACCCCCGCUACCCACGGGACGUCAGGGAGAAGCAAAUUGUUUCCCGGCCGGCACGUGAAAGAAGAUUGGCAGAAUUGCACCUCACCGCCUUCCCAAAUGUCUUGAAUGAGAGCGCAAUGGCGGCACCCGACACUGAACAUCCACUGAAGGAAAAGAAGAAGGGGAAGAAGAACGAUGAAAUGAAUGCCGCAAAAGUGGUGAUGGAGGAGAGGGCAGUUGCACCCAUGACAACCAACCAGCUCUUGGCACGCAUGGUGGAGAUGGCGUGGGAGGAGAAACACAAAAAUGCGGCAUCCGGCGAGAAGCAGUCGCUGACAGCUCCCGACGGACGCUUCAGGCCCCACAAUGUCUCCUUCGAUCGCAGCUCGACAUACCGCCUGGAUUACUGCAACAAGGAAGUGCCUGGCUUCCAUGAGCGAGUGCGUGUUAUUCCGGAUUACACAAAAGAUUGGACCGAAACAGACAAGUCAAACAUUGAAAAUGCAAAAAAGCUCCCCUACCUGACGAUGCCCGAAAGUUUGCUUAAGAAGCGUCCGACCGUAUACCGACAUGAUUACACCCCAAGCGCGGGCAGAGAUGACUACCGGACUCUCCCGUACAAUACAAACCUGCAGGACCUCAGCACCUCCUAUGCGUACUCUGCCUACUCUCCGGAGGACCCUGCACGUGUGAUAAAGUACGACAAGGCGGUCGCCUCCUGCCGUAGCCCUCGUUGUGUGUUGUGGAAAACAUUCAGUCCGCGGGGGUCUUUCAUGGUCAAAAGGCACACAGAAUCGACUGCCGAGGAGUUACAACGAUUGCGAGAGCUUCGGCGUCUUCAAUUGUCGAAGUCAAGCGAUAGUAGCACCUCGCCAAGGAAAAGCCCAACGGAAGUUUCAACUUUGACGAAGAGGACGAUUGUUAUACCAGGGAUGCGAGGAAUGGGUUAUCGUCAGGCACCAAAAGAAGGUAAGGACUACAUUUAUCUUCCUCGGGAUCACUUCUGCCAUCAGGUGGUCUAUGACUACUAA
This is a messenger RNA of Trypanosoma cruzi, 1029 nucleotides long. RefSeq lists its product as uncharacterized. Lineage: Eukaryota; Euglenozoa; Kinetoplastea; Trypanosomatida; Trypanosomatidae. The coding region runs from base 1 to 1029 and encodes 342 amino acids. The record is from RefSeq and is a predicted model, not a curated record. The transcript has a single exon.